Molecule: messenger RNA, 1533 nt
Organism: Meira miltonrushii
Lineage: Eukaryota; Fungi; Basidiomycota; Exobasidiomycetes; Exobasidiales; Brachybasidiaceae
Product: 26S protease regulatory subunit 7
Exons: 1
Coding region: 1-1491 (496 amino acids)
Biological process (GO): proteasome-mediated ubiquitin-dependent protein catabolic process
Cellular component (GO): proteasome regulatory particle, base subcomplex
Molecular function (GO): ATP binding; proteasome-activating activity; ATP hydrolysis activity
Source: RefSeq, a predicted model, not a curated record
AUGCCACCUCGUGCUGAUUGGGAGAAAUACAAGAAAGCAGAUGAAGAUCAAAAAGAUGAAGAAAAGAUUGUGGCACUAGAUGAAGGAGAUAUCCAACUCCUCAAAACAUACGGACAAGGACCAUAUGCACAAAGAUUGAAAUCGAUCGAAAAUGAAUUGAAAGAAGUGCAAAAACGUGUGAACGAACGAAUGGGAGUAAAAGAGAGCGAUACAGGAUUAGCACCACCAAAUCUAUGGGAUUUGGCAGCCGAUCGUCAAAGAAUGGCACAAGAACAACCAUUGCAAGUGGCGCGAUGUACAAAAAUCAUCAAAGCAGAUUCUGGAAAAGCAAAAGAGAACGGACAGGAAGGACAAGCACAACAGAACGGUGCAAGUGGAUCAGAAAGCUCUUCAGAAGGAGGAGGCGAAGGCGCCAACGGUGAAGGUGAUCGGACAGGUGGCCUAGCAGGCGCUUUGGGUGGUCUCGGCGGUCUCAGUAGAGCAUUCGGUGGAGGCGCAAAUGCAGAAGAGGAAGACAAGUAUGUCAUCAACGUGAAGCAGAUUGCAAAGUUCGUUGUCGGAUUGGGUGAUCGUGUUGCUCCAACAGAUAUCGAAGAAGGAAUGAGAGUGGGAGUCGAUCGUACAAAAUACCAAAUCCAAAUCCCUCUACCGCCCAAGAUUGACCCGAGUGUGACAAUGAUGCAGGUUGAAGAGAAACCUGACGUGACAUAUGGAGAUGUGGGAGGAUGCAAAGAACAGAUUGAGAAGCUGCGUGAAGUUGUAGAAACACCACUUCUAGCACCGGAAAAGUUUGUCAACUUGGGUAUCGAUCCUCCAAAAGGUGUUUUGCUCUAUGGACCUCCAGGAACAGGAAAGACGCUCAGUGCCAGAGCUGUGGCCAAUCGAACAGAUGCAACCUUUAUUCGUGUAAUUGGAUCUGAAUUGGUGCAAAAGUAUGUUGGUGAAGGUGCAAGAAUGGUUCGUGAAUUGUUUGAAAUGGCACGAACAAAGAAGGCAUGCAUCAUCUUCUUUGAUGAAGUAGACGCCAUUGGUGGUGCCCGUUUUGAUGAUGGUGCAGGUGGAGACAAUGAAGUGCAAAGAACGAUGUUGGAAUUGAUCAAUCAACUUGAUGGUUUCGAUCCCCGCGGUAAUAUCAAGGUUUUGAUGGCUACCAACAGACCUGAUACCCUGGAUCCUGCUCUUUUACGUCCAGGAAGAUUGGAUCGUAAAGUUGAAUUUGGUUUGCCUGACAACGAAGGUCGUGCCCACAUCUUGCGCAUCCAUGCCCGCUCAAUGAGCGUUGAAAAGGACAUCCGUUUCGAUUUGAUUGCACGUCUAUGUCCCAACACAACUGGUGCUGAAUUACGCAGUGUUGCAACUGAAGCGGGAAUGUUUGCCAUCCGUGCCCGUCGUAAGAUGGCAACCGAGAAGGAUUUCCUUGAAGCCGUUGAAAAGGUCGUUCGUGCUGGACAGAAAUUCAGUUCGACAGGUCUAUAUAGUAACUACAAUUAACAUGUAUCAUUUGCAUAUCAGUAAAAUUUAUAGCAUACAAAC